AUGUCAUCGCCAGCAUCUUCUCCAGCACCAAGCCUUCCUAAGCGAAACCCCCGAAAGGCCGCGCCUCGGGGUAAGUGGAGCGAGGAGCUGCUAUUGACGAGCGACAAGUCCGUCCUUAUCGAUGCUGACCUAGUGAAGCUCCUGGCAAGACCCGAAGCGUGGGAUAUUCUUGAAGAAGACGAGAAACGCGAGAUUCUAGCUCUCCUCCCCGCAGAUACCCACCCAGCUUCAGAGCUUCCACCCGACAGCCCCAGCGCGAAGAUCCCCCCACUCCCGGAAUCUUUUGUCAGAUACUCCAAUAACUGGCGCGAUGGCAUUCGUCAAUUUCAAGUCGAUCUCCAGAAUGGCCAUUUUGACCCAGAAUGGCUUCGCGAGGCUGAGAAUGCGCGACGGAAGCGAGAGAAGGGCGACUUCGACUCCUUCAAGGAGCGUGAAUUCGAGAAGUUCUGGGGACAGAAGCAGAGGACCGGCGAUAGUGUGAUGUCGGGAGAAAGCUCAAAGGUCAAGCUGACACAGCUUAUCGAGGCGGGGGUCUUUUUGGUAGGCGAUGUCUGGCGGUUUUGCUACGUUUAUGGCAAAGGACCAGACCGCGUGAUCAUCGAUAAAGAGACCAGGAUACACGAAAUCAACGACCGAAAGCUUUCGUUCAUUAUCCCGACCGGACAGCGGGUCUUUUUACGCUCGCAUGCUGUCACCGCAGAACCAAAGAAAGAGGCUUAUCAGGAUAAUGACUAUGACAUGGAAAAAUCUCCCAAGAACGAAGUAAUAAUGACCGAGGCGUCUGAACCAGAGCCUCUGAAAGAAGAUCCCCCCACGAACAAUAAGUUGGAGAAAAUGGAGCUCCAGCCCAUGGAAGGUGUCCACGAAACGUACCAAAGCCCGAAACUGGAAGACACUGGAGCAGAAACAAAGCAAGAGGAUUUUGUCAAUGGCGAGGCACUAAAAGAACCAGACGACACGCAAGCAAAACCUCACAAUGAGAAUGGAACGGUCCAAGUUGUGAUCGUUAGUCCACGGCAAGAUCCAAGUGAUUCCGAGAAGGGAUUCAAACGACCGACACCCCUUCCUGCCGCGGAGCCUCCAGCGAAACGAAAGCGUGGGCGUCCUCGGAAGAUACGACCUCCCUCACCCGCCCCCGAGGCUGAACCCGAGGCGGAAGCCAUACUUGAACCCGAACCAGAGCUCAAGCUUCAGCAAGAGUCCGGAGUUCAGGUCGUUAUCGGUGAUAUUGCAACCCAACGAACAGAGCAGCUCUUGCAAAUUACUCUUUCUGGACCAAGUCCUGUAACAAGACCCUUAUCUUCCUCAAACCACGAUGCCAUGGACUUGGUCGAGCAGAAAUAUGAAAGGAAAGGACCAAUGUCAUCGCCACUGUCACCAGCACAGUCAAUUUUAAUAUCGUCACCACUACCUGAACAACCUAAAGAGCUCAUUGAUGAUUCCACCGAAGAGCGCCGUGAAGAACAUACCAUAGUGCCCAGUGAGAAGCUCAUCGAACGGCCCAGCGAAGAACCAACAAACGAGCAUGCCGAACAGCCCAUGCAUGAGCCUACAAAGGAGGUCAUUGAAGAAUGCACCGAGGAACUCGCCGAAGAGCACAACGCAGAGCACACCGAAGCGCCUGCUGAAGAGCCUACACAACCUCCGUCUGAAGUGCAGACUGCCGCUGAUGGGCCAGACGAGAUUAUCGUACCUGAAAUCUCAUCGCCGAUGGUCCUGGUCCGCGAGAUACUCCAGAUCGAUGGCCGCAGACCAGAUGGCCGCACUGCCAAUUCAUGGAAAGAGAUCCGAUGCUAUCGCAAGAAUCAGGAUAUGGGUAGUCUCUUCGACGUGAGACAAGCUUGGUACCUCAAGCAGAAAUGA
Messenger RNA from Penicillium daleae, 1863 nucleotides. RefSeq lists its product as uncharacterized. Bases 1 to 1863 code for a protein of 620 amino acids. The transcript is spliced from 3 exons. NCBI's taxonomy places the organism in Eukaryota, Fungi, Ascomycota, Eurotiomycetes, Eurotiales, Aspergillaceae. The record is from RefSeq and is a predicted model, not a curated record.